Messenger RNA from Fusarium sp. VM40, 1902 nucleotides. The record is from the annotation of a GenBank genome assembly. Lineage: Eukaryota; Fungi; Ascomycota; Sordariomycetes; Hypocreales; Nectriaceae.
AUGACGAUUGCCGGCACUCGAGCCGGGGCUCUCCCUGGACCACCAUCGCGGACGAGCCCGAUCCUCUACGUACCACAUCGAAGCAGCUGUCGUCUACCAGCACGGGCCAACCAUCUCGGACUCGAGGGCCAGUUGCGUGUCAAAAAUGUCGGUCGCGGAAAACGAAAUGCGAUAACCAACGACCAACCUGUGGCUAUUGUCUCAAGUUGCCAUGUCUUUGGACAAGAGGUUCUUCAAGCACUAAGCGAGCUUCGGGAGAUAGUGUUGAAACAACCAAAUGCCGUAUCCGUGAUUAAUGGCCGUGAGGGAACCGAAGCCGGCCAAGAUGGCACUUCCCCUUCCUCUGUUCGGCCUUCUACUGCCACGCCAAAGUCUCAGCCGACCACUGCAAGUAGCGACCUCGGCACCAAGUCAGCACUCUCGCUAGGACAGAUCCAAAGGGUCGAAGACAUCAUACAAUGGCGAAUUCUUCAACCGCACAUUGUGGCGAGAGACAUUUAUCCUGAUGCAAAUUUACCAGCCAUUCUUAGCCAUUCUAUGCCAACUACUGACGCCAAGAUGCUGGCUGGCCUCAAAGUCAAGUACAUACACAGCGUGCACCUGUUGAACCCCAUAUUAAACCUUGCUACUCUGAGCGAUCUUAUCCUCAGCCUGUCGGAGAACGGACUUGACUGGUCGCUCGAGACUUGUCUCACUGCACUUGUAUGUGCCAUUGGUGCUAUUACGGAGCCACUGGGGGCAUCGCAGACGGAGGGAGAAAUCGACCCCUACGACUCUCAACCUCGUAGUGACCCAGACCUGGCUAUGAAGUACUGGAACGUAUCCUCCAAGCGUCUGGGAUUGGUUUUUGAUCGGAAUGACAUAACUGCUGUACAGUGUCUGUGUCUAGCAGGUAUUUGGUAUAUGCACAACUUGCAACCACUACAAGCAUGGAAGUACUUCAGUCAAGCGGCAAACACUUGGCUUUGCACUGUCCUCCGCAAGCAAGCAUACUCACGACUAUGGAGAGGAGGUAGCACCGCUGACGAGUCAAGUAGUGACCCACUGAGCGAAUCUUCAGACCGUAUUCAUUCAGGUCCAAUCAGCGUGGAGGAUGCUCUGUACUUCACGAUAUGGAAAUCCAUGUGUGAGCUGCGCCCCGAACUGUCCCUCCCCCGUUCGGUUUUGGAAGGCUGUCAAGUCACUCGACCAUUUCCAGCACUCCCAGAAGACCCAGAACUAGGAAGCGCGUCGAAGCUGGACGAGCGUAGCUGCUACUACUAUCUAUCAGAGAUUGCUGCACGUCACCUCUUCAACGACCUCCUUGAAUGCCAUGUCUAUGAUUACGCCAACAUCCAGCCUGCUGAUGUGAAACGAAUGAUUCGCCACGCCGAGAUAUUCGAGACGCAAAUCCACGACUGGCGCUCGUCCUUGCCGGCCCAGCUCCAGUUCGACAUUCCCACAGACUUGAGUCUACCGGAUCUUGACGACCCUAUGACUCUAGUAUUGAGGCAACGGUACUUGUCGAGUCUCGAAAUGACAUACCGGCCUUUGUUAAGAAUAUGCACUGAUUUUACUUUGCAAGAUUCCCAAGGAUAUGACGCAUCCAUCAGGAGAAAAGUGGCCAAAUUGGCUUCUCAGAACCUGCAAUUUUCGUACUUGAAAGUCCUGCGCAUAAGCGACAGGCUUCAUCAGGGAACUUGGUUCAAUCUGCGCAGUUUGACUGGAUCAUGCUUGCGCUUCGCUGCGGUAGAGAUAGCCCAACGGGACGCAAAGCUGUCUGGCGCACAAGAGGUGGAGGUUCCGCCAGACUGGAGGUCUGCCAUAAUGCGUGGAAUAGAAACCCUGCAACCGUACUGGACUUCGAGUCGUAGUGGUGGGGCAGGGUUAAUGUCCCUGAUGGACCAAGCCUUGAAGCUAUAG